GGGAAGCAGAAAGAGCGAGGCGCAAGCGGCGGGCAUGUAGCGGCAGAUCCCUCCAGCAGAGAGGCGCGGAGAGCCGGGCCGGGGCUCACGCGGCAGAGGGCGGGCUCGCGCCUUCUCCCGGGGAAGCCGGAGGAAGAGGAAAACCCGGCUUCGCCUGGCGGACCGCGCGGCCGUUUCCACGGGCAGCGGCCCCCCCGUCGGCGGCCGCAGCGUCGCUCGCUGCCCCCAUGGCGGCGUCGGAGAAGGUCCUGCGGGAGGGGGUGCUGGAGAAGCGCAGCGGCGGGCUGCUGCAGCUCUGGAAGAAGAAGCGCUGCCUGCUCGGCGAGAAGGGGCUGCGGCUCUUCGAGGCCAGCAGCCGGGGCUCGACGCGCUGCAAGGAGCUUGCCUUCGCGCACGUCAAAGCCGUCGAGUGCGUGGAGUGGAAGCAGCGGCACAUCUACUUCACGGUGGUGACGGACGACGGCGCCGAGAUCGACUUUCGCUGCCCUCAGGAAGAGCCCAGCUGGAACGCCGACAUCACUCUGGCGCUGGUGCGCUUCCAGAACCAGCAAGCGGUGCAGGUCGUGCGCGCCAGGCACAGCUGCAGGGCGGCAUUUCAACAAGAGGCAUCACCAACCACACAGAUUCUGGUGAAUGGGUCAAAGAAAUCUGACUCUCAGCUCAAUGUGGAGAGGGUAGAGGAAUUCAUACCCGUGAAUUCACCUGCUGGUGGACAAAAGGCCAUUCCUAGCUGCAACUGAACGAAGACCUGUACUUUCUCUGGUGCAGCAAAAUGAGAUAAUGCCUGGUGAAGCCAGCCAAAUAUGGAUCACAGCAAUGGUUAGAAACAGCUUCUGUUUUUCUGCUCUGUUUUUGCUGUGAUACGUAAGAACUUGGUCUCUAGAUAAGGCAUUGACAAAGUUUCCUAUUGGACUGACAGUUUGCUUUCUAUUGUCAGUAGUCUUAUCUACAGUGAUGGACAUCUGUGAUUCAGGAGACAGUUGCAGCAAGUGUGACAAAGCGGAAUCAUUCCAUCACUCAGUGUGCCACCAGCCUGGUGCUGGGUGAACCAUGCUGGAAUAAAAUGAACCCUGAGGGCGAAGAACAUGCUCGUUAUUGAAUCUGAGCAUGUCAGACAUGCUAUGGUAAUUUCACAGUUGAAAGAGCAGAGAGCAUCUGUCUUCAGUUAAUCAAGUGGCUGAUCUGGAAGGAGCAAUUGUAAGCCUGCCACUCUGAUCUGAGAAGUCACAUGUUAUCAGGAAGAUGCUGCUGGAAUAGAUGCAGAGAAUAAAAAAAAUUAAGCACCUUAAGAAGCAACCCAGUGGGAUUUUGGGAUCCUGAAACUUCUAUAAAUGAGUUGGUUCUGUGUCCCUCUGCUUUCUGCCAUAAGAUUAGCACUUGCUGAGCCAGUGUCCUGACAAUCCAUAAUUUCAGCUCAGUGAAUCACAUCAGCAUCCAUAUUGUGUAACGUUGCUCGUGUCUUAGAAUCCUUAGAUACCAUUCAUAGUAUUAAAGGGUGCAAACAUCAAGAUAAGAACAUCCAAAUUCACAUGCAAGUCUGAGGGCUUGUCUAUUUCAGUCUUCUGAAGACUGAAGGACGCCACCAUCGUUUUCUUCCACUGUCCCAAGACUUAUUUAUUUACUUUGGGGCAUGGGAAAGCAGGAAAUAGAAAGGUAAGAGCUCCCAUUGCCUUUCGAAACAUAUUUAUGAAUCCAAAAUGGCACUGGGACUGCCCCUAUCCCUUCUUGCCAGAAUCCCUGGUAAGAAGAUGGAAAACGGAUGCAGACUCAUCACUUAUUAGAGGCCUCUUUACCCUUAUUCAGGAGUUAUGCCUAACAAGUAAAACAGUGUGAAAUAAGAGUAUGCACUGUCCUGAAUAUUACCAUUCCUGCUUUCUUGUUCCCAUUUUUUUCAUAUUUGGGGAAACUCCCUGUUCUCAUGGAAGAGUCUACUAAUCUACUAAUGUUCAAGUGAAUGCUUGUUCCCCUUCAGUUUUUCCUAAUCAACACCAGAAACCACAGAGGGGAGGGAGGAUACUGGAAUAGGGCCACUAUACAUAGGAUCCUGACCCUGCUUGUCUUGAUCUUUUCUGUUCAGGCCAAAUACUCAAACACGGCUUAUACACAAUAGAAUUGGAAGGGACCUGACACAGGAAAGCCAUUAGUAUAACUAUUAAUAACAUUUCAAGAAAAUCAACAAUGCACACAUUUGCCUUGCUUUUGAAAAAUGCUUUUUAUCAUUCUUUCCUAGCUACUGUAAGUUCAUUACUUUGUAGUUACAGAUUUGUGUUCAAUAACUUAGGAGCAUUGCUAUAAAAAAUUGACUAUGACCUUAGCUACAUGAAAUCCAAAGGAAGAUUAUGGGAAGUCUGCCAGCGGUAGAAACCUUGGCCAUUAAUAAAAAUGUGAGGACAUUCCCUACAUUUAGUUUGGCUGUGUAUUGGUUAAAAUGACAUACAACUUCACAGUCUAAAAAGGAACACAAUAAUGAGGUUGCAGGUCCUCCUAAUCUGCUUUGCAUUACUUCUCAUGCAAGUAGUUUAGAAAUUUGGAUGGAAGGAGAAGCAGGAGUAGUAUGGAGGGAUGAUGAUGAUGUUGGUAAAGAGCUCUUCUCCUAUGGAACAGUGUUGUGGUCUGGAUCUGUACAAUGUCUGCUGCCUUGCCUGAUGUCUGUCACCAUCAGAAGCAUCAUUUUCUAUAGCUGAUGAAAAUAUUGUUUUCUGCUAUGCCAGUCUCUCAAUCUCCUCUGCUUCUCUUUGGUCCAUGACAACUAUUGGUAGUAUUCCAUGUUGUCAGUCCCCACUGCUGCUUCCCUUUCUGGGCACCACUGCCCUCCUCCCCCAUUUAAAUAACAUUGACUGACUAUAAGGAGCAAUUAUAAAUCUGUUCCUGACAAGCUAUACCUCCUGAAAUUUGGUAUAAUUAUUAAGAUCACUGUAACUCUUAAAAAUAAGGAGCAACAUGAGAAUACACAUUAAAAAUGAAAGUGGGUACCUUGUUAAUCAUAUGAGUUUUAGAUUAAAUUCUGUGUUGAAUAACUGCAAUGGAUACCACGAGCUUAGUUUCUUGUUCAGAAAGUGUAACUCACCAGAAUGUUGAAACAAUGAGCUCAUUACAAUAUUUUCUAGUAUCUUAAAAAGUAGUUAGUCUUUUUGGUGCUAUAAAGAUCAAGAAUUUUUUUUAUUUCAUCCUUUCAUCAUAAAUAACCUGAAUAAAUUGAUUAAAAAAACAACUAACAUGGCUCUGGUUUGAAUGUUAUAAAUGGCAAAGACUGAUUUUAAAAUUACUUCCAGGAAACCCUUCCCAAAUUACAGUGGGGUUUCUCUUAUUUGCAUUGCAAAAAAAUGCUCUGGGGGAAGUCCUGAAGUACAUGCUUAGUUUUUGUGAAGAACAGGUAGACAUCUCUGGUAUUGUUUCCCGUCUAAAUGGAGUAUAUCCUUUUGCAUAGAGGACACACUACCCUGGGAUUGUGCUGCUGAGGAGGAUUGGAGCAGUGGAUACACCAACUUCCAGGAAAGCUUGGCUCUCAUUUCUGUUCUCUAGAGGAACCACUGACAUCUCAUUCUAAAGUUUUGUAAAGUGGUUAGAGUGUUGUGUUAAGAAACUUACAAUGCUUUUGCACCCCAGCGUGUGUUGAACUUCUGAGCUCCACUUCUGAUCUACCUAGUGGACUUCUCAACCUACAUCUUAAUCUUCUAGAUCUUAAUAUAUUCUGCACUUUCAAUGCCAUUGUUACUAUAACUUUUUUAAAGUAGGGAGCAAUCUGUUCCAUUGUAUAUAAGAUAAGGUAGGCAUAACUAUUUCCAUAUUGCAUGUUCAAGUACAGUAUCUUGUCAAGGAUAUAUUAUUGACCCAUGCUCUCAUGCAGGCUCAUUGUGUUGCAGUUGCCACAUCUUCAGACCUCCAUGCCCCUGCACUGCCUUUGUUAAAACUGAGCCAACUCUGGCAGAGUUUAUACCAGGAGUUAAGAUGAUCCAAUAUUGGAAGUGAAAAUUAAAUCAACAGGUUCCCAAUGGCAGAAGAUUUUCCCUCUCUCUUUCAAGUCAUUCUCACCUUUAUUUGUCUCUACAUGUUAGUACUAAAAUCAGUUCAACUGUAUUUCUCCACCUACUGCAAAAUCCUUCUGCAAAAUGCAGCAAGAAAAAAGGUACAGUCAAUUCUUCUGGGUCUUAUCAAAUAGGUUUGAAUAUUACAAGAGUGAUUUUCUUCUCUCUCCUGUGAUAACUCCUAAAAGAGGUGACAAUCAUACUCACUGCAUUUCUUCUCCAUGGCCUCACAUCUUUCUCUCCACUGAACCCUGUGCAGAUCGUGGUAGCUCAGUAUUUCUUUCCAAUAUACUACCUGAGCUGAAAGACUUGUGGGUGUGGAGAUUCAUAUCACUUUUCUCUCUGCCUCUAGGGAUUGUUGUUACUAUUAUUAAAGCUAGAAAGGGCAAAGUCACUGGAUCUUCUGCUAUGUCUCAUUAAAUUGUG
Molecule: messenger RNA, 4451 nt
Organism: Python bivittatus (Burmese python)
Lineage: Eukaryota; Metazoa; Chordata; Lepidosauria; Squamata; Pythonidae
Gene: PHLDA3
Product: pleckstrin homology like domain family A member 3
Biological process (GO): intrinsic apoptotic signaling pathway in response to DNA damage by p53 class mediator; positive regulation of apoptotic process; negative regulation of phosphatidylinositol 3-kinase/protein kinase B signal transduction
Cellular component (GO): plasma membrane
Molecular function (GO): phosphatidylinositol phosphate binding
Source: RefSeq, a predicted model, not a curated record